Messenger RNA from Prunus armeniaca (apricot), 834 nucleotides. Lineage: Eukaryota; Viridiplantae; Streptophyta; Magnoliopsida; Rosales; Rosaceae. The record is from the annotation of a GenBank genome assembly.
AUGACAUCGACGUUGAUGAACAAACCCAUGGCAACUUUCAAGAAGAAGAAGAAGCCGGAAGAUCAGCCACAACCGAAACCAAUAUUCUUUGGUAAAGGGAAGGACAUGGAGACAGUCCUCUGGCUAAGUAGUCCUCCGCCCAUGAUCAUCAUCAUCAACAAAACCCUAAUAGGGAGCGCACCACGCAUGUCCAUCAUCAGCAAGAUUGGAAUGAUGAAGAAAAGAUGGAGUGUAGUAACCAAAAGCUUCAUCAAGAGCUUAUCAAGAAGAUCAAACAAGAGAAGGAAACUUCAAGUUCUUGUCAAAAACUUGCCUAAGCCUAAGCCGCAUGAGCCGGAACCAUUCUUUGGUAAAGGGAAGGACUUGGAAAUAGUCCUCAAGCUAACUUCCGAUUUACCAAGCGGUUCAAGCUCAGCACCACCACUAGCAACAACAACAAGACGCACAAAAUUAGGUGACAUUGCAACUGUGGUCAGGAGGAUUAAUCAUCAUCCCAACCCAAGCAUAAAAAUGAUGAAUUGUGUGGUUGCUGGCUUGAAGUUCGGUGGUGGUGGUGUUGGUUGUGGAGGUGGUGGUGGAUGUGGAGGUUUUGAAAGAGGUGGUGGUGGUGGUGUUGGUUGUGGAGGUGGUGGAGGUGAAGGUGGAGUUGGUGGUGGUGGUUGUGGUGGUAGUGGUGGUGGUGGUGGUGGUUGUGGUGGAGGUGGAGGUGAAUGUGGAGUUGGUGGUGGUGGUGGAGUUGGUGGUGGUGGCGAUGGCUGUGGUUGUGGAGGUAGUGAAUGUGGUGGUGUAAAUGGUGGAGUUGGAUGUGGAAGUGGAGGUGGUGUUAUUUUUUAA